Messenger RNA from Rhipicephalus sanguineus (brown dog tick), 1994 nucleotides. RefSeq lists its product as uncharacterized. The record is from RefSeq and is a predicted model, not a curated record. Bases 38 to 703 code for a protein of 221 amino acids. The transcript has 2 exons. NCBI's taxonomy places the organism in Eukaryota, Metazoa, Arthropoda, Arachnida, Ixodida, Ixodidae.
GCAACGCUAGCGCCGAGGUAGCAGGCUCGCAUUCAGGAUGAUCUCUGCAAUGCCAGCGGUGGCCGUGCGCCGCGAGCGGCGGCGCAGCAAGAGCGGCCGGGGCCUGGGCUCUCGCCAGGGUAGCGUCGCCUCGCUGCCACACCGGCCCGACAGCCUGUCGACCUUAAGCUCGAUGCCCAACGGGCCGGCGGCGCGCCGGUGGCGGCAGAGAGGGGGCACCAUCCAGGAGCAGCGAGCACGCGUGCUCAUCUACCUGGCCACCUUGCUCCUGGUGGCCGGACUCAUCCUGCUCUUCAUCGGCGUCGGGGGACGAAUGACGCACACGCGCACCGUCGGACUCCUCUUCAUCGCAGUCGGCGCACUGCUGUGCCUCGUCAAGGUAUUCAUCACUCCGGAACAUCACCACACCAUCGUGCGCCGGGCGAGACUGAUGUCGUCCCGCGAGUCCCUCUACGUGGCGCCAGCAGUCAAGAGCGUGCCCGAGGAGACCAUGGAGCAGGUGCGCCGGGAGGCUCAGGAGUCCGCGGCCGGCGCAACGGCUGCAGCCGAGACGAGAACCAGCCCGAUGAUGGACGCGCACAGGGCGCUGCCGCAUCCGAACAACAGCAACAGCGGAAGCAGUCCGGCACACAGCUUGCACGCGGCCGAGACGCAAGGACUCAUAUCCGAACGGAGUGCGCCGGUGGCUGACGGCCGCUUCUGAGCGCCGCCCGCGCGUUACGCCGGUUCACCGCGCUGCGGGCAGUGUGGACCAAUUGCCGUGAGCUCCAACCGAGACACGGGCGCACACGUCACCGCUGGGCCUAGAUGCGUUACCGGCCAGUUCACCGGCGACGACGUCUUCUGGGGAACCGUGACCUCUGAUGGCGGUUAACUCGCUAACGACGACGUUUUCUGGUUGGCGGUGAUCUUCAAGGCCAACGAUGUCAUGGAUGACGACAUCCUGUGGAGGACCGUGACCUUUCAUAGCGGUUGAUUCGCCAACGACGAUGUGUUCUGGUGGAUGGUGACCAUCAACAGCAACGAUGUCCCCCACGACGGUGUCUUGUGGUGAACCGUGCCCACACAGAUGUCCUUGACCUACUGGCAGGUAGGGGUCAUUGUGAAACAGAAAGUCUUCGCCUGAAAGGAUGCGUCAGCAGAUGGUGACGACCUGCGAGCGUGGAUAAGGCAGUGCUCCGUAUUCGUUGUGAACCGUGUCGUCAAGUCCGGGAGCAGCGUGGCGGGCGCAUGCCUGGCUGGUUUCUUGAGCUUUAUCCGUGCGCGUUACCUCCAUGUGGACGUGGAUCAAAGAUCAAAGUGCGCGUGAGGAAUGCUUACUACGAGUGACACAAGGCUCUGAUGGCGAUGCGGUGCUCAUCGCUAAACCACGUACCAACGGGUGGUCAUCUGGUGGAUAUCGGAGAGUGCACGUGGUACCUUGGAUCGGCCACAAGGUUCUGUCAUGUUUCUUCAGCUUGACCCGUGGGCUUGUUGGUGAAAUACAAGAUCAAAGUGAGCCCUCGUGACGUAACGCCUAGGUGGUGAUGUGUUUCUCCUUUUUACACCACCUACCAACAGUCAUCUGGCUAACAUCAGAGAACAGUGGGGUGUCCUGGAUCGGCCACUUGGUUAUCCCGUGGUUCGAAAGUAACUGCGACUGUGUAUGAGAUGCAGCAGUAAAGAAUGAAGCUGGUGUGCAGUUUCCCAUCAUGCGACAGUUAGGAUGCGAUGUGCGCGUGUGCCGGGAAAUUAAUGUGGCCAGCAGAGCUUCUUUUAUACGAUGGCUUGACAGGGGUUCGGCGCACCGAAACAGCUGGACCCCUUCCGGCAUAUUCAUUGACGCAAAACGACGGUGUUGUUGGGAGCUAUGUACAUAUGUAAAAUGCAAUGCGAAGCGCCUUGGCGCGAAUACACGACGAUUUGGCUGAGAGAAAACGGAAGUAAUGCGGAACUAGCAAGGAUUUAGCGGUCAAUGAGUAACGGGGGUGAAUGUCUCUCAGCAGAGGUAUGAU